Molecule: messenger RNA, 1293 nt
Organism: Peronospora belbahrii
Lineage: Eukaryota; Oomycota; Peronosporomycetes; Peronosporales; Peronosporaceae
Source: the annotation of a GenBank genome assembly
AUGGCGCCAACGCAACGUCAUUCGGUCGAGUAUACGCCGACGUACCAGCGUUUUGUGCUUAAGCAAAAGUCGUAUGCACAACAGUUUUCACAUAUUUAUGUAAGUCGAUUGCAGCAACUUCGAGAUGUAGUGACCGUUCAAGUACAGCAGCAGACUGGUGGUCGUGUUUCUGUGUUAUCUAAAGUAAUUGAUCUUAAGGCUGAUAGCUAUGAAUGUGUAGUAAUUGGUACUCUGCUCAAGAUAUUGGGAGCUAAACCAGAUUUAUUUGACGCAUUGGCUAGUGAAGCAGGUGUCACGCCUAUUGAAUACGUUCGGAAACCCUUGGCUACUGAGAAUGACGAGCUAUUGUUAGAGGAUGAAAGUGGACGUGUGCAGCUUGUGGGGAACAUUAAUGCAUCGACGUUUGUUACAGGAGUAGUCCUUGGACACUGUCUCCCAGAGCGACAGGGGAGUGAGUAUGUGGCUUUAAUAUCGGGACUAGGGAUCGGUCGGAAUACGAAUGACCAACCACUUCGUAAUCAUGUCCUUGUGGACUAUUUAGCUGGACGAUUAGGUGACGAAGAAUUAGUGGCUAAGAUUGUGCGGACAAUAGUGAUUGGAAAUGUCCUUGGAGCAAUCGGACAAGGAAAUAUUCAAGUGCCGACAAUCAUACGAAAGUCAGCAGAGCAAUUAGUUUUGGAAGGAGAACCAUUGAAAAAUGCUGAUGAAUUGAUUUCUACCCUAGCAGCGUCCAUGUGUGUGGACUUGAUGCCUGGAGCCUUGGACCCAAGUAAUUACACUUUGCCACAACAAAGCUUCCACCCGUGUCUAUUCCCACGUAGCUCCCACUUUAAAUCGUUUCGAUGUGUUACGAAUCCAUACGACGCGCAAGUUGGAGGUGUGCAAUUGUUUGGAGAUGCAGGGCAGUCAUUGCAAAGUAUACUACAGUGUACUCUUGCCAAAAGUGACGACGCUGAGGGUAGACAUGGUACUAUGAUAAUAGAUAAAGAAAGAUUGGAGCAGGAGCGAGCGCUGGAUUACUUGCAGUGCUGUAUUGAAUGGCGUCAUGCAGCUCCGACUGCUCCGGAUAUUUUAGCAUGUUUUCCUAUGGCUAAUGAGGACCCUUUCAUUUUCGACACUUGCCCGCACGUGUAUUUUUCUGGUAACCAGCCACGCUUUAGCACCCGCCUUGUCAAAGGAGCACAAGAUCAACAAGUACGACUAAUCACCGUACCUGCUUUUUGUGAGACAUCGACGAUUGUGCUGGUCGACCUGAAGGACCUGUCAUGUUUUCCCAUUACGAUUGAGGUGUGA